Messenger RNA from Perkinsus marinus ATCC 50983, 1053 nucleotides. Its product is annotated as dolichyl phosphate glucosyltransferase, putative. Gene Ontology annotation, cellular component: endoplasmic reticulum membrane. The transcript has 11 exons. NCBI's taxonomy places the organism in Eukaryota, Perkinsozoa, Perkinsida, Perkinsidae. Bases 1 to 1053 code for a protein of 350 amino acids. The record is from RefSeq and is a predicted model, not a curated record.
AUGCUGCCAGUAGUAGAUGCCUUCCUGGCCCCAGAGGUGCUUUUGGUAGCAGGUGUGGUCGUUGCCUUAGUGCUCCUAUUCUAUCCGUAUAUCGUGUGGAGGAAGGAGGCCGCGGCGCUCGAAGGGGUUCAAUCACCGGUCGCUCGAAUAUCUUGGUCUGGCAGCAGUCCCCAGAAUGCCAUCAACCAGAUUUAUACAGCGGCAUCGGUGGACCUGAGCUUGGUAGGACUCUAUUUAUCUAUCACCCCACGAGGAAGUAUCCAUCGCCACUAUCAGGUUGUGCCAGCAUAUAAUGAAGCAGAGAGGCUGCCUCUCAUGUACAAGGAAACGAUAGCGUACCUUCGUAGACGACUCGAUAAGGAACCAUCGAUGACCUUUGAGAUAAUAAUAGUCAAUGAUGGCUCUCGGGAUGCAACAGAAGCUGUGGCCCUCCGUCUGGCACGUGAUAACGUCUUUCCGAAUAUCGAUACCCGCGUAGUGGGGCUGGCUAGGAACAUGGGAAAGGGAGCGGCUGUCCGUUAUGGAGUGAGAUGCUCUCGUGGACGACGUAUACUCAUGGUAGAUGCAGACGGCGCUACUAGAAUUGACGAUCUCGCUCGCCUUGAGGAAGUCAUGAAUAAAGAUUCAGGCAUUGCUGCGACCUUUGGUUCGAGAGAUCACCUCAGAGAUACUGAUGCUGUAGCGAAGCGAAGCCCUAUUCGAAAUGUUCUUAUGGCAGGUUUCCACUUGAUUGUAUGGCUUAUGGUUGGUACAUCCAUUAGAGACACCCAAUGUGGCUUCAAGCUCUUCACGAGAGAUGCCGCUCGGGAUAUAUUCAGCAGCCUUCAUCUCAAUCGAUGGGCCUUCGACAUCGAAAUCGUGCUUCUAGCGCGCUUCAUGAGGCUCCGCAUUGUCGAGGUUCCUGUGAAUUGGACUGAAAUACCCGGUUCGAAGCUCCAUGUGAUCACAGCCAGCCUGCAGAUGCUACGUGACAUUGCUAGCGUCCGAGUUUUCUAUGGUGUUGGAUUGUGGGAUGUGGAACCACCCAGCCCCUGUCGAGAGGGUACGUUGUAA